Molecule: messenger RNA, 1754 nt
Organism: Drosophila subpulchrella
Lineage: Eukaryota; Metazoa; Arthropoda; Insecta; Diptera; Drosophilidae
Product: bestrophin-4-like
Exons: 6
Coding region: 65-1663 (532 amino acids)
Molecular function (GO): chloride channel activity
Source: RefSeq, a predicted model, not a curated record
CUGUCAACUUUUGUUUUGUCUGUAUUAUACACGAUUCGAAUUCAUUCAAGGAGAUUUUUCCAUCAUGACUGUGACCUACACCUCACGUGUAAGCACAUCGAAUGUCGUCAGCAAUUUCUUGGGCUUGCUGGUGAGAUGGCGCGGCAGCAUUUAUAAGUUAAUAUGGUUGGACCUUAUUGUUUUCUUUGGACUGUACGUCUUGCUGGCCAUUACAUAUCGGUUGUUGAUAAAUGAAGAGGGCAAAAGAUUUUUCGAAGCCAUUAUAACAUAUUGCGAGGUGAAUGGUUCCCUUAUACCAUUAUCCUUCGUGUUGGGGUUUUUUGUGAGAAUUGUGAUGAAACGCUGGUGGGAGCAGUACACGACCAUUCCUUGGCCAGAUGGGAUUGCCAUUUUGAUCAGCACCAGUAUCCAUGGAUCCGAUGAUAGAGCCCGCGUUAUGAGGCGAACGAUCCUAAGAUAUGUCUGCCUGUGCCAGGUGCUCGUUUUUACCAUGAUAUCACCGCGAGUGAAGCGUCGAUUUCCCACUUAUAAUCAAAUCAUUGAGGCUGGGUUCUUGCUAGAAAAUGAACGAAAGAUCAUUGAGACCAUGGAUCAGGCCUUCCCAAGUUAUCCGAAACACUGGAUGCCUAUCGUUUGGGCAGCUAGUAUUGUGAUGAGGGCCAGGAGGGAGAAUAAGAUCAGGGAUGAUUACGCCGUUAAGACGAUCAUUGAUGAGCUGAACCAGUUUCGCGGAUAUUGUGGGUUCUUGCUUUACUACGAUUGGGUCAGUGUUCCGUUGGUGUACACCCAAGUGGUCACCGUGGCCACCUACUCUUUUUUCCUGUUCAGCGUCCUCGGACAGCAGUGGAUGGAGAACGCCUCAGAUAAGGAAGGCGUGAGUAUUAGCAGGUGGUUCCCCAUCCUGACGGUUCUCCAGUUUUUCUUUUAUAUGGGUUGGCUCAAGGUAGCCGAGACUUUGAUCAAUCCGUUCGGAGAGGAUGAUGACGACUUUGAGCUAAAUUGGAUUAUCGAUCGGAAUCUUACUGUCGCUUAUUGCAUUGUGGACGAGAUGCACCAGGAGCAUCCUGAACUGGUUAAGGAUCAGUAUUGGGAAGAGGUGUUUCCCAAUGAAAUACCCUAUGCUAUACCAACUAUGCGACAUAACCCUCCGGAAGCUUCAACUGCAUAUAUGGAAACCCAGAGGAGAACCCGUGGAUCGGGACUUUCGACUCAAAGUAAUCCUAGUAACCGUAGUAGUAGCCGCAGUAACCGUUUACGGAACAGCUUCAAGCAGAACUUCUUGGGAAGACCAUCUGCCACUGGGAGCUACUCAGACUCCUUCCAAAUGGACGAUGGAUCAUCUCGAAUGACCUUCAGUGAAAGUCAGUUUACUAUGGAGCACCAAGAUUUGCAUAGCUCUCGUAAACCUUCUCAAUCAACGAUUGAUUUCAAUGCCCUUAUUGAGCAGCGUCGUCGUGAGCGCACGGAGCGAAUGCGCCACCGAUUUUUGGACAUGAGAAGUACCCAUCUCCGUCAUGAUAAUACCGGUGCCCCCUAUACGGUCACAGUUCUUCGUCCUCCGUCCGAUGAAACUCUAUCAGAAAGUCAGGAAGCGGGAGACAGAACCCAACAGGACCCUUCGUCCAAGGCUAACCCACAAAUUAAACCAGAAAAGAACGAUUAAAGAGAUGAGAAAUAAGAAAUAAUGAGCUCAAUAUAAUUGAUAUGUCAGCUUAAUUUUACAUUACAUUAUUUUAACUUCACGAAAAUUCGCU